ACUGUUGCAGUGAGUUAACCCGCGACUGGCUCACACGGCACGUCCGAAGACGACUUCUACGAGCUUCAGUUGCACCCCUCACUCGGCAUUCCAGGACCAAGCGACCGGUCCGUUUUGACGCAAUUAUUCUCGUUCGGUGAGCCUGAAACAGUCCAUUUACGAGAUCGGACAGGGUCGCAUCGCAAUGAAGAUAAAGUCUUGCCUCACUGAUCUUCCUAUUUCAGCGAUUCUGAGAGUAGUACGUCUCCACUGAUUGCACCUGGGAGGUCAAGUUCACCACAAGAGGUGGAUUUUCUUUUUAUCUCUGCCAGGCACACUCGCCGAAUUGUGUCUACUUCACGAGCCGCCUGGAAGAUUCAUACCGGCCAUACAUCCAUAACUACUACACUGGGUGCUUCGGCUGGCUUUAUUGUCUUUGUCUCUGCGCAUGUACGAGUCAGCGAGGAAUAAAAUGCAGCGAAUGCCUUUACUCAGAAAAGCAUCAUAUGGUGGCUCAUCACCGGCCACAGUCGACCUUUCGCGGCCAUCAUUCGAACAGGAAGGCUUGGGCAUUUAUGCAAAAUACGACAAAGCAGCAGCUCGGGCCGAAACAAUCAGCCAUCCUCCCUCAGGGAAAAGCCCCUCUGCUUUUCGUUGUCAAUCUACAAGUGCAAUGUCUCAAGCGUCCACAGCCAGCAGUUCAGCCAUGAAUAAACCAGGCUCACAAUAUGUUCAUCCCAUGCGUCUCGCUCCACGUGCCUAUACACCACCGUUAAAUCAAUCGUGCCAAGCAUCCAUACUUGAGAGCGAUGAUUCUCCCAAGGAUCCAUUUGCGGGGAGCAAUUCCCCGACACAGUCAGGAUUAGAGUUCUUCAAGCCGGGGCCAACCAAUUCAAGCAAGACACCCCGAUUAUCGCUGCAAACUCAUGAUAGCUCUUCCACAAGGUCGCCUGGGGUUUCUCAGACAAAUAUAACCGGCCGUUCAUCUUUCGGAUACUCCCGAGACAACGGAAGCACCUUGGACACAACGUCUCCAGUAUCUAGGUCAUCUUUGGAUUUUGUUUUCCGAUCUAAGACGCGUACGAGCAUGGACCCUGUAGCUCGGGCGGCUACGGUACAAGCAGCACGUCAGGCUUUCGAAGAGAAGGAGGCUGCCAAAACAUGGAGGUUUGAGGCUCAACAGAUGAAGGCCGAGGAAAAGCAAACAAAGCAAAGGGGGAAGCAGCAUCUGCAAACAAGGUUCACUGGCGAUGACGUAGAUCUGGAGGACGGGCAAGAGGAAAUAUCUGACAAGCCUCAGCCUUCAACUUCACAGUCAGAAUCAUGUCCGGAGACCUGGAGAUCACAACCUAAAAAUACAUGGGUGCUCUUCUUAACGUGGUUACGAACUAGGAUCUUUAAGUUGCGAAGAAGGAUUCGAAGAUUAGCCUGAAAUUAAUCUAGGUAUGUGAUGAGAUCUUGUUUAUGAUUACAUAUACAAAGCACUGGGGCAAUUAUACCAGUGGUGUAUAGGGCUGCUUUACUCCCUACUAGUAAGAAUUCUAGCCUCGCACAUCCUCCCCUCCCAGAACUAAUAAUUCUUAUACAAUAGAUGGAAAUGAAAACGAAAAUGACACAACAUAAGGGGGAUUACAUAAAAGAUAGAAAUGUAUAUACAAAGGAAUGAAAUGGGGGAAAUAAUAAUGAAUUAUUGUGAUGAGACAGCUAAGACAGCCACCCCAGCAAGUUUGCCCAGCUUAAUUAAAAGCAAGCACCGAAAUGAAUACAACAGUGUACUAUACUAUCUC
Messenger RNA from Aspergillus welwitschiae, 1766 nucleotides. RefSeq lists its product as uncharacterized. NCBI's taxonomy places the organism in Eukaryota, Fungi, Ascomycota, Eurotiomycetes, Eurotiales, Aspergillaceae. The record is from RefSeq and is a predicted model, not a curated record. Bases 428 to 1411 code for a protein of 327 amino acids. The transcript has 2 exons.